AUGGACUAUAUGAGCAGAGAUAUUGCUAAAGGAUUAAACACUAUUCACGAACAAAACCUGAUCCAUCGGGAUUUGCAUAGCGGUAAUGUAUUAAAUAAGGAAGGACCAAGCCAUAUUUCUGAUCUCGGAAUAAGUAGGCCAGUUAACUUUCAAAAAGAAGAAGGUAAAAUAUUUGGAGUGCUUCCCUAUGUGGCUCCGGAGGUUUUGCAAGAUAAUCCCUAUACCAAGGCUAGUGAUAUUUAUUCUUUUGGGAUUAUUGCUUAUGAACUAUUCGCUAAUGCUUAUCCCUAUACUGAUUUGAAAAUUUUAUACCCUGAGUUGAAAGAUGAAGAUGAACUAAAGAAAGCUUUCAUUUUAGAUGUGUGUUGUAAUAAGUUGCACCCCAGCAUAGAUAAACUCAAAAUACCCCAAUUACUAAAAGACUUAAUUAAAAAGUACGAAAAAAAAACCUUAUUUUAUCAGCAAUAUCAAACUAUAAAAGAUGAAUAUAAUCAUUUUUCUGCAAAUACUCUUUACCGAAUUUAUCCUCAAACAAUCACUCAUAGCCAACCAAUAAACACUAAGCAAAUUGCUCAGUUAUUCAAAAAAUCUGAAGAACAAGCUUUAGAACUAGAAAUAAAAAAAAUUGAGCAGGAAAUAAAUCAGUCAUUCACUGACAAGCAAAAAAGACUAGUGAGUAACUUUAUUCAAAUUUAUAAAAAAAGGGAAAAAGGAAACAGAGAAAUAACAAAGAAAGACAUCAAAAAUUUAAAAGACGAAUUGCGAGAAAAUAAUUUUUUAGAUGAUGAAAAAAUAAAAAAGAUUGUUGACAUUUUUGAGAACAAUAUGGUAAAUAAUCAAAUUGAAUUUAACAAAAAAUUUGACGAUAAAAAAAUAGACGAAAUAGGAUUAGGAGAUGAGGAAUUUGAAGGACACUUGGUCAUCGAAGACUAUUUAGAACUGAAAAAUUUAUGCUUAAGAGAUAACGAGUACAUAGAGGAAAUAGUUCUUAGAAAUUUAGAAAAACUAGAAAUUAGUCUAGAAUUUAUAAAAGGUUUAGAUAAUUUAGAAGAAUUAGAAUUAGAUGGUAAUAAUAAAUUAAGCGAGAUUUUAGAACCUUAUGAAGAAAAAGAAAAGAAUAAUUUAUUUAUAGAACUAAAUCUUUCUAAAAAAGAAUUAGACUCCUCUAAACAAAAAUAUGCUAAGUUAAAAGGUUUUCUUAAAGAAACCUUUGAUUCUCUUUCUCAAGAAGCUAAAAAAGAGUUAGUAGAAAAAUUGGACAGAGAAAUAGCAACAAAAGGCAAGGACAUUUCUGCUCCGGGAAUGACUGAGGAUUUAAAAGCAAAUGUUAGGGCAGUAAUAGAAAGUGCCAAAGAAAUAAAAAAGGAAUUAGAAGAAAAGUUAGUUAAGUCAGAGGAAGAAAUCAAAAACUUAAAAGGAGAAUUAGCAAAAUUAAAGGAAGUUGGUGAAGAAAAAGGAAAAGUACUCGAAAGGAAAAAAAGUGCACUAGAAGAGUUAAAAAAAAGAAUGAUUAAUAGGUACAAACUAGAAGAAGAAGGGCAAUCAGAUCUAGAUAUACUUUUAGAAAAUCAAAAGGAAUCUUUUGUAAAAGGGGAAGGGGACAGAACGUCCACUAAGAACUUGAAAAACAGCAAAGAGGGUCUAAAGCGAGAUUUCGGAAUUGUUGAGGCGGAAACUGACGAACUUUGUCAAUUCCAAAAAGAAAUCACUAGACUAGAAACUGAAUUAGGGAAGAUUAAUGAAAGAAAGCAAUACAUUCAAUGUAUUAUGAUUACAGAAAGUGAAGUUCAUGAAAUUUUUGACAAAAUUGCGAUAACUAAAAAUUUAAUAACUAAUUGUAAUUUAUCGGAAGAAGAAAAAGAAAAAAAGUUAACUAGGAUUAAUGAAUUGGAAGCAGAAUUAAAAAAGCAAAGAACGAACUACAAUAGAAACCAAAGUUAUUUAGAAACUUUGUGCAAAAAUCUUCAAACAUUAAAAAAAGACAAUACUUCUGCUGAUGAUAUUCAAGAAAAAGAACAAGAAAUUAAAGAGAUUUUAGAAGCUAUUAGUGAUGCAGAACAAGAGAUUAAUGAAAUUCUUAAACAACAGCAAAUUAUUAAACAAGCUCUAAGCAAUAGAGAAAAUCUUCAAACAAUUUUAAUUAAUUCGGCAGAAGAAGUAGGUACAGUCUCAUUAGAAAAUAAUGAAUUAAUAAAGGAAGAAACUGUUGGAGGUAACGUUCAAAGUGUGAUGAUUGAACAUAGUGCGACUGGUGAUGUUGCAUUAAAAAAAAAUCAGGCAAUUCUAGAAAGGGUAAAGCCUGGUAACUUUCAAACUAUCAGUAUAAGUGAUAGCAAAAAAACAGGAAAUGUGUCAUUAUCAGGAAAUAAAACAACCAUUGCAUCAAAAAUUGUUCAAGAAAAACAAAAUGAAUUGAUUGAAGAAAGCAAUAAAAUUUCUAUUAGUGUAAAAAAAAGCGAAGAGCACAGAUUGGAAAGAUCUAAUAUUUCUGGAAAGUAUGCGAUAACUGAACAAAUAGGUAACAUAGUAGGAAAUACUGGAAGUGCUAUAGGUGCUAUAACUUUUGGAGUUCCUAAAGCAGCGGGAGAAAUUAUUAUUGCUAGUAACAAUUUCUUAAAGAUAAAUUCUUUUAAAAAAAGUGGUGAAGAAUUUCAAAUCUUUUUGCUGGAUGAUGAGAAUGAAUUGUCUAAACUUGAAGAUGCUUUUAAUUCUUUAAAUGGUAUUUCUAGCCAUAACCAAGAAAUUAAGGAUUUUAUUGACAAUUUGAAACCAAAAAAAGGACUAGUUAGUAAAAAAGUGGAAUUUUUUGGCAAUAAUAAAUACAAAAUUUUAGAUGUUCUUAUUGAUGAUGAUAUUUUGGUAGGGCAAAUUUUGAAACCCGAUAAAAUGGAGAAAGCGGUAAUAUCGAUCGAAAAAAAUCUAGAUAAAUUGUGGAAAGAUUUGGAUCAGCAAUUUAAUAGUUUUGGGAAAGAAUUUAUAAGCAACCUAAUUUCUGACCAAAAAAUAGAAGAUUUUGCGAAACGAAUAGAAUUAAAAAAAAGUAUUUUAGACCAAUUAGUUAGUUCAGCUAAAGUUAUCCUAGGAAGUAAAAAUAGAUCUCUUAACGAAAAAAUAAAAAGGAAUGAAGAACGGCAAAAACUCCUUGAUAAUUUGAAGGAAACGAAUAAUGAAGAAAGUUUAGUUUCUAUUAGAGAAAACCUCUUGAGCAUAAAAAAAUGA
This is a messenger RNA of Funneliformis geosporum, 3219 nucleotides long. The record is from the annotation of a GenBank genome assembly. NCBI's taxonomy places the organism in Eukaryota, Fungi, Glomeromycota, Glomeromycetes, Glomerales, Glomeraceae.